AAAAAGUAUUUUCCAUUUGUCUUUUAGGAUGAGUCAAAGGAACCAUGGAAGAAGACCUAUUCAAGAAGUACCUGUGUCUGGGAGCACAAGUAAAGCAAAAGAUCAUGUGUCUUAUUCCAAACCUGAUGGGGAGAAAUUGGGAGAGUCAAAGUUCAAAGAAGCUUGUGCUAAAAUCCAGGCUUCAGUCCAGGAGUACUUGGAGAAACAUGGAGAUAUUCUGGAUUCCAGCUCUGAGGAUGAAGACCCUGAUGAAAAGAAUCAGGGUGAUGGAACAUCUGUCCUUGAGUCCAUCAUGGAGAAGUACUCACAGUCUGGUGGGGAGGAUUUAGGGAAAACACGACAAUUCCUCCAAGAUGCCUUCAAGUCAGGCACAAAUGUUUGCCUCAUCUGCAUUGCAUCUGUCAAGAGAGUUGAACCUAUAUGGAGUUGCCAGACCUGCUACUCCUCCUUUCACUUGCAUUGCAUUCAGAAGUGGGCCAAGGACAGUGUCUUCAUUCAGUCAGAGUCAUUGCAAGAAAGAGAAACCAAAGCUUCUCUUGAAUGGUUUUGUCCAAAGUGCAGGACAAGCUACUCUCAGAAGCAGAUUCCUCAGGAGUAUUAUUGUUUCUGUGGCAAAGAAACAAAUCCUGAAAACCAUCCCUGGAUUCUUCCCCAUUCCUGUGGGUCACUGUGUGAACGACCCCUCCAGCCAAAAUGUGGACAUCUUUGUCUCCUGCUCUGUCAUCCGGGUCCAUGCCCCCCAUGCCCCAAGAUUGUGAGGACUCCUUGUUACUGUGGAGGGAUGGGGCCAACAGUAAGGCGUUGCUGCAACAAGGAAUGGUCCUGCCAGAAGUCAUGCAAGAAUCUACUUGCCUGUGGACAACAUAAGUGUGAGGAGCUCUGUCAUGCAGGUGCAUGCCCACCAUGUCCUCGUACCAGCAUACAGAAAUGCAACUGCGGACAACGCACAGCCCAGAGACCGUGUGCUGAACCAAACUGGCAGUGUGAUAAGGUGUGUGGUCGGAUGUACAAUUGCGGGUAUCACAGGUGUGAUACAAUGUGUCAUAAGGGAGACUGUGGGGAUUGUCCCCUGCUGGGGCAAAGAACCUGUCCCUGUGGGAAGACCACCAUGUUUCUUCCUUGCACUGAGGAUGUCCCUCCAUGUGGCGAUACUUGUGGGAAGCUCCUCCAGUGUGGCAUCCAUCAAUGUUCUGCUCGCUGCCAUCGCGGGCCAUGUGGAAAUGUGAGUGACAAGCAAUGUCGAUGUGGAUCCAAGCAUAAAGAAGUGCCUUGCAGCAAGGAGUUCAUCUGUGAUACCAAGUGCAAGCGAAUGCGGGACUGCCGACGACAUGUCUGCAAUCGCAAGUGCUGCCCUGGAGACUGUCCUUCAUGUGAGCAGGCCUGUGGACGUACACUGAGCUGCCGGAACCACAAGUGCCAAUCUCGCUGCCACCAUGGACCCUGCUUUCCAUGUUCACAGCUGGUGGAACUGAAGUGCCGUUGCAUGCGAACAUCCAUCCGUGUCCCGUGUGGACGGGAAAAAUCCACACGUCCACCCCGCUGUCCUUUACCAUGCCAACUCCCUCCACCUUGUCAUCACCUGCAACUGAUUCCACAUCGCUGUCACUUUGGAUCAUGUCCACCAUGCAAGCUCAUAUGUGAUAAGGUCCUGCCUUGCUCACACAAGUGCCUUGCCAACUGCCAUUCUGCAGUCCUCGUUCAGGUGAAGGAUGUACACAAGGCUGAAGGUCCUUGGGAUUCCAGAGUCAAGCCAAGACAGGAGGUCCAAGAGUUACCUUGUCCCCCUUGC
Darwinula stevensoni is the source of this 1789-nucleotide messenger RNA. The record is from the annotation of a GenBank genome assembly. NCBI's taxonomy places the organism in Eukaryota, Metazoa, Arthropoda, Ostracoda, Podocopida, Darwinulidae.